This is a messenger RNA of Lipotes vexillifer (Yangtze River dolphin), 2331 nucleotides long. RefSeq names its product GTP dependent ribosome recycling factor mitochondrial 2 (gene GFM2). Gene Ontology annotation, molecular function: GTPase activity; GTP binding. The transcript has 20 exons. The record is from RefSeq and is a predicted model, not a curated record. NCBI's taxonomy places the organism in Eukaryota, Metazoa, Chordata, Mammalia, Artiodactyla, Lipotidae. Gene Ontology annotation, biological process: ribosome disassembly; mitochondrial translation. Bases 1 to 2331 code for a protein of 776 amino acids. Gene Ontology annotation, cellular component: mitochondrion.
AUGUCCAAUCUGAGGAUAUUUGCAGUGAAUCAUAAGAAAAUAUCCAGCUUGCACAUUAACAAUAUGUGUUCCUCAGAAAUAAGAGCAAGUCUAAAAAGAUUAGGGCUACAUGUGCUUCUUGGAAGAAAUUACAGUUCCCUACCAGGUUUAAUAGGAAAUGAUAUCAAGUCCCUUCAUUCCAUCAUCAGUCCUCCUGUUGCUAAAAUCCGUAAUAUUGGAAUUAUGGCUCAUAUUGAUGCGGGAAAAACUACCACCACAGAAAGAAUAUUGUAUUAUUCUGGAUACACAAGAUCACUGGGAGAUGUUGAUGACGGAGACACGGUGACAGAUUUCAUGGCUCAAGAGCGAGAACGAGGCAUAACUAUUCAGUCAGCUGCUGUUACAUUCGAUUGGAAGGGGUAUAGAAUCAAUCUAAUUGAUACACCAGGUCAUGUGGACUUUACCUUGGAAGUUGAGCGCUGCCUAAGAGUGUUAGAUGGUGCAGUGGCUGUGUUUGAUGCCUCUGCUGGUGUAGAGGCACAAACUCUUACAGUAUGGAGGCAAGCUGAUAAACACAAGAUACCCCGAAUCUGUUUUUUAAACAAGAUGGACAAAAUUGGAGCAAGUUUUAACUAUGCAGUUGAAAGCAUCAGAGAGAAGUUGAAGGCAAAGCCUUUGCUUUUACAGUUACCAAUUGGUGAAGGCAAAACUUUCAAAGGAGUGGUGGAUGUAGUAAGUAAAGAAAAACUUCUUUGGAAUCCCAAUUCAGAUGAUGGAAAAGACUUUGAGAGAAAACCCCUCUUGGAAAUGAGUGAUCCUGAAUUGCUGAAGGAGAUAACGGAAGCAAGGAAUGCCUUAAUUGAACAAGUUGCAGAUUUGGAUGAUGAAUUUGCUGACUUGGUUUUAGGAGAAUUUAGUGAGAAUUUUGAUUUGCUACCGGCUGAAAAGCUACAAACUGCAGUACACAGAGUAACACUGGCUCAGACAGCAGUGCCUGUGCUUUGUGGAAGUGCCCUGAAAAACAAAGGGGUCCAGCCCUUGUUAGAUGCUAUUACUAUGUACUUGCCUUCACCUGAAGAACGCAACUAUGAAUUUCUGCAGUGGUAUAAGGGUGACUUAUGUGCCCUGGCAUUUAAAGUUCUCCAUGACAAGCAGCGAGGCCCACUGGUAUUUUUGCGCAUUUACUCAGGCAUGAUAAAACGCCAAUUGGCCAUCCAUAAUAUUAAUGGAAACUGCACGGAGAGAAUAAGUCAUCUGCUUUUGCCAUUUGCUGACCAGCAUGUAGAAAUCCCUUCACUGACUGCUGGUAACAUUGCUUUGACUGUUGGGCUUAAACACACUGCCACUGGUGACACCAUUGUCUCAUCCAAGUCCAGUGCUUUAGCUGCAUGUCGUCGAGUGGAAAGGGAGGGAGAAAAGAAGCAUAGACAAAACAAUGAAGCAGAGAGGCUUUUGUUGGCUGGGGUGGAGAUUCCAGAACCUGUUUUCUUCUGUACCAUAGAACCUCCAUCAGUGGCUAAGCAGCCAGAUUUGGAUCAUGCAUUGAAAUGCCUUCAGCGUGAAGAUCCUAGUUUGAAAGUGAAGCUAGAUCCUGACUCUGGACAAACUAUCCUUUGUGGCAUGGGGGAGUUACAUAUUGAGAUAAUUCAUGACCGAAUCAAGAGGGAAUAUGGACUGGAAACCUAUCUAGGGCCCCUCCAGGUGGCAUACCGAGAGACCAUCCUAAAUUCAGUUCGUGCCACAGAUACCUUAGAUAGAACUUUAGGAGACAGACGGCAUCUUGUGACUGUAGAACUGGAAGCAAAAUCACUGGAAACAUCAUCUCUUCUGCCAGUCAUUGAGUAUGCAGCAAGUGUUGCCGAAGACCUUCCUCAGGCCUCACGAGAGGCCAUUGAAAAUGGCCUUCACAAUGCGUGCCUCCAAGGACCAUUGCUUGGAUCCCCAAUUCAAGAUGUAGCAAUUACUUUACAUUCAUUGGUAAUUCAUCCCGGUACCUCCACAGCUAUGAUUUCUGCCUGUGUCUCAAGAUGCCUACAAAAGGCUCUGAAGAAAGCUGAUAAGCAAAUUUUGGAGCCCCUGAUGAAUCUUGAGGUUACAGUGACUAGAGAUUACCUCAGUCCUGUCCUAGCAGAUCUAGCACAAAGAAGAGGGAACAUUCAGGAAAUCCAGACUCGUCAGGAUAACAAAGUUGUUAUUGGAUUUGUUCCCUUAGCAGAAAUUAUGGGUUAUUCAACUGUGCUUCGAACGUUAACAUCAGGCUCAGCUACCUUUGCCUUAGAGCUGUCUAAUUAUCAAGCCAUGAAUCCUCAAGACCAAAGUACACUGCUGAGCCAGAGAAGUGGCUUGUCCUGA